Molecule: messenger RNA, 1473 nt
Organism: Pochonia chlamydosporia 170
Lineage: Eukaryota; Fungi; Ascomycota; Sordariomycetes; Hypocreales; Clavicipitaceae
Product: aminopeptidase ypdF
Exons: 2
Coding region: 1-1473 (490 amino acids)
Source: RefSeq, a predicted model, not a curated record
AUGAAGUCAGAAUACGAAGACGUCGAGGAAGCCUCCCUGUUGGGCAAAAGUCACAGCUCGCCAAAGAAACAACGCCACAUCAAUUCCUGGAUAUCAACACUGGCCGUGAUAAUCUCCAGUGCAGCCCUGGUAUUGAGCAUCCUGCAAAAUACAGGCUUCAUAUGGAGAAACGACUCGCCUCCAUCAGAAAUCUCGGAUUUCGACAAGGCGCAAAAAUGUUCCAUUGACAACUUCCACAAGGACUUGUCAUUCCUUGAUAACGCAAACCCAAUUGAAGCGCAAGAGUUUCUAGACCGGAGGGACAAACUUGCAAAGGCAUUAGCAAAAAAUGGUGUCGAUGCGUUUGUUCUCGAGCCAGGUUACACUUUCCAAUACUAUGGAAACAUCUCCCAAACCGACUGGGAACCCUGGGAGCCCGAAGAACGCCCCUUCCUAAUGCUCAUCUUGCCUCAAACAUCCUCAAAUGGCGAGAUAUCCGCCAAAACGGCCUUUCUCUCACCCCAUUUCGAAGAAGGGCGCGUCCGCAUGCUCGGCGUCCCAUCCAAGGAAGAGAAUCUCGACAUUGUAAUAUGGGAAGAACACUGGAACCCAUACGAAACCCUCCUCAACUCGCAUUUAUUCAAGGACAACCCCAACCCCAAGCUCAUGGCAGACGAAGAAAUGAGGGACUACAUCGUCCGAGGCCUCGACAACAACGGCUUCACAACCGUCGGCCUAUCCCCCGAAGCAGAGCUCGUUCGACAGACCAAAACCCAAGCAGAGGUCGAGCUCCUCAGGGCCGUCAACACAGGCACCGUGGCUGCAGUGCGCGCCAUGCGACCCUGUCUCGUCCCCGGUUUAACAGAGGACCAAGUCACGGCCAUAUUGGACAAUACGAUGCUAUCGAUUGGCUUUGGGCUGUUCUUCAACAUUGUCCUCUUCGAGGAGCACGGCGCUCUGCCACACGGAGGCUUCGUAACGGGCGGCAAGAAACUCACACCUGAUAGCAUGGUUGUCAUAGAUGUGGGCGCACAUUAUAAGGGUUAUUCGUCUGAUAUCUGCCGCAGUUUUCUUAUUGAUCCGCCAAAGGGACGGAAUCAUCAGCACAAGUCCGAUCCGUUGCGCGAAGAAAAGGAAAAGGUGUGGCAGAUUGUGCUGGAUGCGCAGACUGCUGCGGCGCACGCCAUGAAACCCGGCAACACGGCAGCGAGCGUGGACAUUGCUGCCCGGACGGUCAUUGAGGAUGAGGGAUACGGAUAUGGCUUUACGCAUCGCUUGGGUCAUGGUAUUGGCAUCAAGGCGCAUGAGUCGCCGUACCUGAACAAGUUCAACAAGGAGGCUAUUCUGAGCGCUGGCAUGACGUUUACGAAUGAGCCGGGCAUUUACUUAGAGGGCAAGUUUGGCGUUCGGCACGAGGAUAUCUACUUGGUCAAGGAAAAUGGUGAAGCGGAACUGCUCACUGGCCAGAGAGCAAGAGGUCUGUUUGAACCUUAA